Molecule: messenger RNA, 2840 nt
Organism: Rattus rattus (black rat)
Lineage: Eukaryota; Metazoa; Chordata; Mammalia; Rodentia; Muridae
Gene: Wdcp
Product: WD repeat and coiled coil containing
Exons: 4
Coding region: 157-2319 (720 amino acids)
Molecular function (GO): kinase binding
Source: RefSeq, a predicted model, not a curated record
UUAAAAAAAAAUCUGCCUAACAGCAUGUAAUGCCCAAUUCAUUCAGAAAGAGUAGACUAGAAGGUGACGUCCAUUUGACCUGACAAAAGGGGAAGAGAGUGAAGAGAUCCUGUGUCAGUUCAGCAGAAGGGAAUAAAAUAGCCUUUAUCAGAAAGGAUGGAGCUGGGAAACGGAAAACUGCCCAGGACAGGACUGAACUCACUGAAUCAAGCAGUACAUCCAACCCAGGGCCUGGCCUGGACCGACGGGAAUCGGGUAGUCCUGACUGAUUUACAGCUUCAUAGCGGAGAGGCCAAGUUCGGGGACUCCCAAGUCGUUGGAAGUUUUGAAUCUGUCUGCGGGGUUUCCUGGGCCCCUGUCAGCACAGUGCACGUGCCCUCUCUGCUUGCGGUCCAGCACAGAAAGCUUGUCUCGGUUUGGCAGCUGUGUCCCAGCACUACAGGAUCAAGCAAAUGGCAGAUGUGUCAGACCUCUGAGAUCAGAGAGUCACUCCCUAUCCUUCCUCAGGGCUGCAUAUGGCACCCAAAAGACCCUGUCCUGACCGUGUUGACUGCACGGGAUGUCUCCAUUUUCCCGAACGUCCACCAAGAUGGCGGUCCCAGGGUAAAAGUGGACGUCAACACCAGGGGCCGCGUUUACUGUGCUUGUUGGACCCUGGAUGGCCAGAGGCUGGUGGUGGCAGUAGACAGCAGCCUUCAUUCUUACAUUUGGGACAGUUCUCAGAAGUCUCUUCACAGCUGCUCCUUCUGCCCAGUGUUUCCUGUGCACUGUUGCAUCCGCGCCAUCACAGCCACGGGGAACUCACAGGUCGCUGUGGCCACCGAACUUCCACUCCAUAAGCUUUGUAGCUUAAAUGCAUCCGACGCCUUUGGCGGCCCCCCGAAUGGUGAAGAUGGUGCUGUACAUCCUCGUCCUGUGGGUGUGAGUGAAACGCCCCCUGUAGAUGAGCAGGAAGCCGCUGCGGAAAUGAAUUCUGGAGCGGCAGUUUCUCCCUUGUCAGUUCCUCUGGAUCUGACUCACAUGCAUUUCAACCGAUCUGGAGCCGAGCAGAGUUCUCUUAUUUGUUUAAGAAAAAAGGACUACUUGACUGGAACUGGCCAAGAUUCUUCACAUUUGAUCCUAGUAACCUUUAAGAAAGCAGUGACCAUGACAAAAAAGGUCGCUAUUCCAGGCAUUCUGGUUCCUGACGUAAUAGCAUUUAACCUGACAGCACAGCUAGUGGCUGUGGCUUCCAAUACGUGCAACGUAAUUUUGAUCUAUUCUGUCGCUCCAUCUUCUAUGCCAAAUAUUCAGCAAAUUCAGUUAGAGAGUAACGAAAGACCAAAAGGUGUAUGUUUCUUGACAGACAGAUUAUUAUUAAUUACUGUAGGGAAACAGAAGCCCACAGAAACAGCCUUUCUCCCUUCUUCAGAAUCUGAUCAGUAUACUGUUUAUCUGACAGUUAGAGAAAUAACUCUGGGAAGAGAAUCUUCUGGAACAUCUGCUGAAAGUCAGGGUGCUUAUGCUAAUAUCAAUGCUCUAUUAAAUAAAGCAGAUAGAGAAGAAAAGUUCACCGAGAGCCUUUCCCCAUGCGUGAGUCCCCUGAGCCAAGGACUCUUGCUAACAGCUAACUGCAGUACUCAGAGUGGGAGGUCUGGAAAAGCCCUUAUCCAAGAAAUUAAAAGUCCCUUGUCCCCUCUGUCCAGUGAUUCCAUUGUCCAUGAAGUCUGUCACAGGCCCUCCUGGCUUUGCACAGCAUUGCCUAGACCCAGCAGGACCCCAGAUCACACCAGCACCCCAGAACCGAAUUCACCUGCAACGGAGAACUUACAAAAGGAAAAGGAAACUUGCCCACUUUCCAGAGAGCUGGGGAGUCUGUCUAGGCACCUGGUUGGAAUGCAGCAGUAUCUUUUUGAAAUCAAGGAUUUUCUACACAAGGAGAAGCGAGUCUCUCCCGCAUACCCACCUUCUCACGACCCUCCCUAUGUUCACCUCAUUUACCAGAAACCUUGUUCUGUGGGUCCUGCUGAAAAAAGAGCUGUGCUUCUCUGUGACGGCAGACUAAGGCUCAGUACCAUUCAACAGAUGUUUGGCCUCCACCUCGUUGAAAUGCUGCACGAUUCCCACUGGAUCCUCCUCUGUGCCGACGGCCAAGACUUCAUCCCGUUGACUUUCACAGCUGCCCAGACUGUCGUGGUGAGAGAUGGCAGCCUGACUAAGCCAGAGGAAGCUAGAGGCUCGCUUUCUCACAAUCAGGAUCCGGAUCCUUCACUUGAAGUCUUGGGAGACCUUGCUACCCAGAAUGUAGAUGCGGCUGUCUGUUCCAACAGCGUGACCUGAUGGCUGCUUUGCACAGCGCAUGCGCAUGUGCUAUCGAUUCCCCUCGGGCUGUGUGCUGCUGGGCCACAGGGCAAGUGGCUGCUUAUGUUUUCUGACUGUGCCACUUUGAGGACAGAAUUCUAAGAACGAUACCACAUGGUCAUAUGGAUUGUACUUUAUUUCUCCAAGGCCUUGCUUCCCCAACCCGAAGCUGUGUUAGCGCUGCCUACGAAUGUUUAUAGGAUGCAAUGGAGUAGCAGUAGGCCCUCUGACUCUAUGCGGGUGAGAAUUCUGCUGGGGAGCCUGAGCACAGCCUUUUAAUCCAAUUCCUGGGGCAUCAGGGAUCCAGUGCAAAAGAAAUCAGGGACCACACACACUUCUGCUCUCAGGACUGCCUGGAUCCGGAAGUUCUGAGGCUGACCUGCUCUCUCCAGAUCUAAAAACAACCCUCUUGCUCCUGUACACAAGUCUGGCUGACAGAGGUCCAGAGACUCCUAAAGUGUGCUAAACUUUUAAAUAAACUUCCAAGAUGUGACCCCCUC